CCACCACUGCAACCUUCCUGAUAACAAUCGCAGGCAGGAUAGUUAAAAGCUUUGUAAUUCGACUGUUCCUUUUGAUUGCCAGACUUUGAUCCCAGCAGACGUUGACAAGAUGAUAGCGAGGGCGAUGUUAGUGUGUGCGUUUGUCGCAUUGUUCGGACUGCUCCAAGCUCACCCAGAACGACCUCCCCUCACUGACCCCGGCCAGGCCAGAGUGUUGUUCAAAGAGGUGGUUCAAUCAGAAGGCUCCACCGGCAACCUCACCGUCACCAACCUGAUUCACAUCUUCAAACUUUUCGACACAGACGGUGACAACCAGGUAGCCAGGGCGGAGUUUGUCGCCAAGUGGCAGGCCCUCAAGCUCGGCGACGCCAUGUCCGCCAUUUUCCUCUUCCAGCAUGCUGACACUGAUGGCGAUGGCAUCCUGAGCAUGGACCCCGACCUCCCCCGAGUCUUCAAGUUCUUUGACCUCAACGGCGACGGUGUCGUCAGCGAGCCCGAGUUCGUUGUGGCCUGGAGCAGUCUCUCAAGCUGAACCCACGAUGAUAAGGCUACUGAGACAGUACAACUGUAACUAGUCAAAGCCCUUGUCUCCUCGGCCUGAUAACUUGAAACUUUCGGUUUUGCGUUGUUGAAAAAUAAAAAUUCGCUGACUGUGUAAGAUGU
Messenger RNA from Pomacea canaliculata, 663 nucleotides. RefSeq lists its product as uncharacterized. Gene Ontology annotation, molecular function: calcium ion binding. Bases 110 to 532 code for a protein of 140 amino acids. Lineage: Eukaryota; Metazoa; Mollusca; Gastropoda; Architaenioglossa; Ampullariidae. The record is from RefSeq and is a predicted model, not a curated record. The transcript has 5 exons.